Messenger RNA from Fibroporia radiculosa, 1389 nucleotides. RefSeq lists its product as uncharacterized. The transcript is spliced from 7 exons. NCBI's taxonomy places the organism in Eukaryota, Fungi, Basidiomycota, Agaricomycetes, Polyporales, Fibroporiaceae. The coding region runs from base 1 to 1389 and encodes 462 amino acids. The record is from RefSeq and is a predicted model, not a curated record. Gene Ontology annotation, molecular function: ubiquitin conjugating enzyme activity.
AUGUCUGAUGAUGAAGAGCCACUCGAAGUUGUUCUUGCAAAAAUCAAGGCUCAAGAGGAGAGCGAAGCAUUAGCGAGACAGCUUCAGCAAGAAUGGGAUAACCCUUCCAGUGGUUCCGGUAAUGCUACUUCCUCUGAUCUCAUGCAACACAGCAGUACCGGUACCGAAGAAAGUGACGAGGCCCUGGCUAGGCGUUUGGCGAAGGAAUGGGAGGUGAUGGAUGCGGUUACGGCCGACCUUCUCCACUCCUCAGAAAAGCACUCGCCCUCAUCGUCUACAUCUAUCAAAAGCGAAGCUUCAAAGUCGAGAUAUAGCGCAGGUCGCGGUAAAGGUAAAGGUGCAAGUACGAAUAAUUCUAUUCUGAAGAGAUCGAACCAGCUUGCCUCCCACUGGGAUGAAGUUGUUGUCCGUGCGCUGCAGACGAUCACGGACCUUCUCCCUUCUCCUUAUUCUAGCUCGCCCCAGAUCUAUGAUAUGGUUCCUCAUGCUUCUGUCGCUGCCUUGCUCUUGGGUUCUCAGCUACCCAAUUUACUUGGUGAUCUGUUGCGUAAUGACUCUGUGACGGACUGGAUCGUGCGUAUGGAAAUCUACCAUGCUAUGCUUGCGUUGUUGCGGCGGUUAGCGGACUGUGAAUUAACCAUAGAGGUUCUAAUCUGCCAGAGAUGGGAACUUGAGAGGAGCUGUGGUUUGGAAGACUGGAUGUGGGGUGAUGGCGAGAUUCUCUGGGAAACCACUAGAUCUGACAAUGGUAGCCCAGGACAACUUGUCCCAGCCUCUCCACUCUAUGUGCACUUCAGGAAGCUCACUAGACAGUGUGAAACAUUCCUUUCAGGGGUUUCCAGUAUGCUUGAGAUGAAAAGCAACGAAAACGAAGAUGUGCGAGAUUUAAAGGGCAAAAGUCGAGGCCCAUCUAUUGUAUCAGAGAGGACUUAUCAGCAGGAAUGCGAUCGGCUGGCAUUCCAGCAUAUCGCUCUGUCACGGGAAACUCUAGAUGGUAAAGGAUUAGUAUAUCCAACUUUCAAUUAUACCCAGGAAGUGACUAGCACUUCGUCUGCGACUAGAAAUCCGAAGGAUAGGCUGCAUUUGAUCAAGGAGCUGGCGGUCAUGGCCACCAGCCUUCCUCCUGGUGUGUGGAUGCGUGUGGAUGAGGUGCGCAACGAUGUAAUCAAAUCUAUGGUUGCUGGCCCUGAAGGAACACCAUACGCAGGGGGACUCUUUGAGUUCGAUUGUUUUAUCCCGUUAGAGUAUCCUGUGAAACCACCUCUUAUGCACUUGCGCACUACCGGCGGCAGCACAGGACCUGGCCUGGUCGUGGUCUUCGAAAUCGACUUUAUUGCAGGUGGUCGUGUCGAUCCAGAGCAUGAUAUUGGUGGACCUGCCCUAUUUUAA